Quercus robur (English oak) is the source of this 667-nucleotide messenger RNA. Its product is annotated as gibberellin-regulated protein 1-like. NCBI's taxonomy places the organism in Eukaryota, Viridiplantae, Streptophyta, Magnoliopsida, Fagales, Fagaceae. The transcript has 3 exons. The record is from RefSeq and is a predicted model, not a curated record. Bases 131 to 433 code for a protein of 100 amino acids.
CACAUAAUAGUCACAUACGUUUGCUAUAAAUAGGAACACCCUUAGCUCACUUCUACUCAAAAUAUUGAGGUUUUCAACUUUUUAAUUUCAACUAUAGCUCUAGGCUCUAGCUUCAAAUCAUCAGCCAUAUAUGGCCAUCUCAAAGGCUUUAAUUGCUUCUGUUCUCAUUUCUCUUCUGGUUAUCCAUCUUGUUGAAGCUGAUCAGAUGGUGAACGCAGAUGCAACAAAAGGUUCUCCCAGUAAAAAAAUAGAUUGUGGAGCAGCAUGUAGUGCGAGGUGUCAAUUAGCGUCUAGGCAGAAAAUGUGCAAGAGGGCAUGUGGGACUUGCUGUGCUCGUUGUAGCUGUGUUCCUCCAGGCACUUCUGGGAACCGUGAUGUAUGCCCCUGCUACGCCACCAUGACCACCCAUGGCGGCAGGCUCAAGUGCCCUUGAAAAUAAUAUAUAUCAGUAUAUAUAUAUCAGCCUUGCUUGGUUGUGUUGGUAUUAUAAGAGAAGAAUAUGGAUGAGUACGUUUGUCUUUGAAAAUAAAGGUGUGUACUAAAUAGAUGCAUAUAUCACUUUGUAUAUGUUAAAGCUGUAAAAGAAAGUUUGUAAUUGAGUUGAGUAACAAUCAUAGUUGUUAUUUAACUUAUUUGUUAUUAAUUAAUUAAUAUCUGAAUUGUCCUC